GGAAACGGGCGCUUGUUUCCGGCCGGACGGCCGAAAGCCACCGAUCCUGAACCAGCCGCUGGAGUCGGAGUGGCGACCCGGUGUGGAGGAGCCGGCGGAAAGCCAUUGGGAAGAGGCCAGCUCCGGUCAGUCCCGGCUUGGCUCCAGCUCUAUCUCCUGUGGAGAGCAACAGCCGCGGUCGCAGUGUCCGCCUCCGCCUCCAUCGUCGUCGGGGGAGGGGCCGCUUGGACCCCGGGGUCACUGCCGAGGAAUGAGGCGAGGCGGCCGGGCCCCGCGCUCCGCCCCGGCCUAGAGCCUUGCCCCGAGAGUCGCGAGGUGAGAGCAAGAUCCUUUGCUAAGGGUAAGUGAGACAGCUUCUUGAGUAGGAGGCUCAGAAAAAAGUGGUGAAGGUGUGAGACUGUCCUGAGACAACUUCAUGGUGUAACAGAGUUCUGCAAGAAGGGGUAAGAAGCGAGUCUGUUCAGGUUCCCUACUCUGCUGUCAUCCUAAUCUAGUUCAUCAUUCAUUUCCUAAGUCUGCUGCUGUCUCAGACUCUUCUCACCAGAGUCAGUAUGGUUGUAACAACGCCAACAGCAAAGGUCUUUAAAACCGUAUCAUUCUGGUCAGAGCCUGGAUUUGGAUCUAUGUUCUGCUCACAUCCUGCUGCCUGAGAGUACCUGAUGAUCCCAUGACCCUGGACAUGGAUGCUGUCCUGUCGGAUUUUGUUCGUUCCACAGGUGCAGAGCCAGGGCUGGCUCGAGAUCUUCUAGAAGGAAAGAACUGGGAUGUGAGUGCUGCCCUCAGUGAUUUUGAACAGUUGCGUCAAGUCCAUGCUGGGAACCUAUCCCCACCCUUUAGUGGAGGGAGUACUUGCCCUAAGACCCCUGAAAAAGGGGGUUCGGAUAGAGAGCCCACUCGCCCUUCUCGACCCAUCCUUCAGAGACAAGAUGACGUCAUUCAAGAAAAACGCCUGUCUAGGGGCAUCUCCCACGCCAGCUCCAGCAUUGUUUCCCUGGCCCGCUCCCAUGUCUCCUCCAAUGGUGGGGGUGGGGGGAGCAGUGAGCACCCCCUGGAAAUGCCCAUCUGUGCCUUCCAGCUUCCAGAUCUCACUGUGUACAAAGAAGACUUCCGCAGCUUCAUAGAGCGAGACCUCAUUGAGCAGUCCAUGCUGGUUGCCUUGGAACAGGCAGGGCGUCUGAAUUGGUGGGUUAGUAUGGACUCCACCUGCCAGAGGCUGCUCCCUUUAGCAACUACUGGGGAUGGGAACUGCCUCCUGCAUGCAGCAUCUCUUGGGAUGUGGGGUUUCCAUGAUAGAGACUUGGUGCUGAGGAAAGCGCUGUAUGCACUGAUGGAGAAGGGGGUGGAGAAGGAAGCACUGAGAAGGCGCUGGAGGUGGCAGCAAACACAGCAGAAUAAAGAGUCAGGACUGGUGUAUACGGAAGAUGAGUGGCAGAAGGAAUGGAAUGAAUUGAUCAAACUUGCUUCAAGUGAACCCAGAAUGCAUCUGGGUUCCAACGGAGCCAGUGGUGGUGGAGUGGAGAGCUCCGAGGAGCCGGUAUAUGAAAGCCUAGAGGAAUUCCAUGUCUUCGUCCUUGCUCAUGUGCUCAAGAGGCCCAUAGUGGUCGUGGCAGACACCAUGCUGAGGGACUCUGGAGGGGAAGCAUUUGCCCCUAUCCCAUUUGGAGGGAUCUAUCUGCCAUUGGAGGUUCCAGCCAGCCAGUGUCACCGAUCCCCUCUGGUGCUCGCCUAUGAUCAGGCCCACUUCUCUGCGCUUGUGUCGAUGGAGCAGAAGGAGAGCGCCAAAGAACAAGCUGUGAUCCCACUCACAGAUUCAGAGCACAAGCUGCUGCCCCUGCACUUUGCUGUGGACCCAGGAAAGGGCUGGGAGUGGGGCAAAGAUGACAAUGACAAUGUCCGAUUGGCCAGUAUAAUUCUGUCUCUGGAGGUGAAGUUACAUCUGCUGCAUAGCUAUAUGAAUGUGAAGUGGAUCCCACUGUCUUCUGAUUCACAAGCUCCCCUAGCUCAGCCUGAGUCCCCCACAGCCUCAGCUGGAGAUGAACCCAGGUCCACUCCUGAGUCUGGGGAGUCAGACAAGGAGUCGGUUGGCAGCAGUUCUCUCGGCAACGAGGGCAGCAGGCGGAAGGAGAAGUCAAAGCGAGACCGGGAGAAGGACAAGAAGAGAGCAGAUUCCGUGGCUAACAAACUGGGCAGCUUUGGCAAAACCUUGGGCAGCAAGCUUAAGAAGAACAUGGGGGGCCUGAUGCACAGCAAGGGCCCCAAGCCUGGAGGGCUGGGGAGUGGGUCUGGAAUAAGCAGUGGUACGGAGACAUUAGAAAAGAAGAAGAAGAACAACACAUUGAAGAGCUGGAAGGGUGGCAAGGAAGAGGCUGCUGGGGAUGGGCCUGUGUCUGAGAAGCCCCCGUCUGAGUCUGUUGGCAAUGGCGGGAGCAAGUAUAGCCAGGAGGUGAUGCAAAGCCUGAGCACUAUGAGGAUCGCAAUGCAAGGGGAGGGCAAGUACAUUUUUGUUGGAACCCUGAAGAUGGGCCACCGGCACCAGUAUCAGGAGGAGAUGAUCCAGCGUUACCUUGCAGAUGCUGAGGAAAGAUUCCUGGCAGAGCAGAAGCAGAAGGAGGUUGAGAGGAAGAUCAUGAAUGGAGGGUUAGUUAGUGGGCCUCCUCCAGCCAAAAAGCCAGAGCCGGACGGUGGGGAGGACCAGCCCAGUGACUCCCCCGCAGAGCCCAAGGCGAUGGCCUUCUCUACUGCUUACCCUGGGGGCUUUACUAUCCCUCGGCCUUCUGGGGGUGGAGUCCACUGCCAGGAACCCCGGAGGCAAUUGGCAGGGGGGCCAUGUGUAGGGGGCUUACCAUCAUAUGCCACCUUUCCCAGACAGUAUCCUGGGCGACCGUACCCCCACCAGGACAACAUCCCAGCUCUGGAGCCAGGCAAAGAUGGAGUUCACAGGGGUGCCUUGUUACCACCCCAGUUCCGUGUGGCUGAUUCCUAUAGCAAUGGCUACAGAGAGCCCCCAGAGCCAGAUGGAUGGGCUGGAGCUCCACGGGGACUUCCCCCAACCCAGACCAAAUGCAAACAACCGAACUGCAGCUUCUAUGGACACCCUGAGACAAACAACUUGUGCUCUUGCUGUUACAGGGAAGAACUGAGGCGGAGGGAGCGGGAACCUGGUGGGGAACUGCUGGCACACAGGUUCUGAGUGGCUGGAACCUUAGUGGGGACAGGGGCUAAACAAAGAAAGUUAAGCUCAACUCUGGCUCAUCAGGACCCAGCCCCUGUGUUGAUGGGGCAAGUGCAGAGAGGGGUGUGGGGGCUGGAGUGCUGGCAGUCUGGUGGGAGCAGGGCUGGGCUAGCUAGCACUACCCCAGGGCAGUACUGCUCCUGCGCACACAGUUGACUUGAGACUUCAAGGCAGAAGGGGGAAGCUCAUAACCUCUUCUGUCCCAAUCCCAGGGCCCAAGGGAAAGUAGGGAAAUACUAGGUGUGUGUGGGUGGGAGGUGGGUGGACACCUUCGGGGAGGAACCUGGAAAGAAAGUUCUCAAGUCAGUUAAGGAAAAAAUAGACCAAAGUUCAUUGACUUUAGAAAAAAAGCACAUGGUGGUGUAGUUGGGAGUAUUGAGUCGAUCUGAGAUACUGAACAAAUUUGAUUUUGGUUUGAAUUAGGUAGAUAUUAGGGUUGAAUAAAUUCUCCCUGAAGGAUCAAGGCAGUAAUGUAUGUGCUUGGCCUGGUUACACAGAAAGGGUGGUUUAAAUCCCAGUGAAUGGAAAUAGGAAGGAGGAACUUAAAGGGGAGUCUUUCCUAGAGAGUUUUAUGUUCUUCUAGAUACUCAUCUGCCAUCCAUUCUAGUUUUAGGGGAGACUGCCUGUUGCCCUACCUUUUCCUCAUCCUUUUUAAGGAUUGAGCUCAGCUAAGUUAAGAUGUGAUUUUUUUUUUAAAUAUUUUUUUUUAAAGCAAGUUCCCUUUGGGAAAGAGAAGAGUGGUAAGAAGCAACCUUGUAUAUGGGGUUUCUUCAGGUGAACGGGUGCAGAGUGAUCUAUUUUUUAACUACUUAGCAAUAACUACAUGUGGGUUUGAGUGCACCUGAGAAGGGGUGGAGGAGCCCAGAUGUUUGGCUAGACUGUUUGAAACAAUACCAAAAACCUCUAUAGAGCACUAUCCUCUGCUGCUGUGUUUCUGUAGAAAGCAACCUAUUUUACUAAUUUUUUAAAGAAAGACAGGACCCUGACAGAGAACAUUUAAAAGUUACUGACUCCUGCCCCUACCUAAGUGGGUUUCUCCUUCCUGUCACUUCUGGAGAGUGAACUUAACACCCUGGCUUCUUUUGUUAAGCCGUGGCUGACCUUAAUCUGUGGUUAGUUUAUUAAAAUAAUAAAAAAUACUUUGUAAGAAAAAUUAUUUUUGAUAUUAGGGCUGGUGUUGAAGCAUGGGAUGGGGGCUAGGGGCCACUUUGAAAGGUAGCUAGAGAACUCUAUUUUAGUGAGCUGUCGCCAUGGGCCGCACGGUCCCAGUGAUCUGACCUGCCUUUGGAUAUCUCCCUUUUCCUGAGCCAGCCCUGUUCUCCAGAGGGGUAGGGCUGGACCCAGUGGUGAGAGCUCCCUUGCAAUUUGCACAAAGCACAAGUCUGGACAGCUUCUGCUCUGACCAGAGCUAUUUCUAAGAGCUUUAAACCUGAAGGCUAUCCUGCGCCAAUUGUCCCUUCUCCUUAUUUUUUUUCCUGGGGAAAAAUCAUCUAUGCAAUUCUAUACAAAUGAAUUCUGUGUUCAUUUGUGGAUGCAAAUGAAGAAGGGGUGAGUGCACUGCACGUGUCCAGAGUUACCUGGGGCUGUUUCUGGGCUCCAAUUUCUCUGCUGAGGUAUGUCAUCACCCACUAAUGGAAUGUUAUCCCCGAAUUUGAUUUAAGUCACAAAUGGCUAGAUGUGCAUGUUUGUGCGUGUGUGAGAUGGGACUCCAGUGCAUGUUUCCUCUGCCUAGUCAGAAAAAUGAUCAAACACCUCUCUUUGGUAACAAAGCUAGUCAAGACUUCUUUAUGGAAUUAUUAAGUUUAAGAAGUUGUCCCCCACCCCCUCAAAAAGUUUGAAAGUCAUUCACUUCCAAGUCUGCCAAUCUGUUGAUUUCAUAAUUUCCCAUCAUUAUUUUUUGACUAUUUUUUGUUUGUAUCUUUGCUAUGUAGCCCUGGCUAGCCAGUCUGGUACUUGCUAUAUAACCCAGGUUAGCCUCCAACUCAUAGCAACCCUCCUGCCUCAGUCUUCUGAGUGCUGAUACCUAGGCAUGAACCACCACACCCAGCUUUCUACAGGCUGAAACCUAGUAUGAGAUAAGCAUUUCUGGCAGGUGCAUAAUUUAAAGAUCUACUAGGAAAUUGAGGGUUAUUUUUGUUUUGUUUUUAGAUAGGAUCCUAUCCUGUAGCCCAGGCUGUCCUUGAAUGUAUAUGAUCUUGCUUCAAAUUUGCCAAGUUCUGGGAUCACAUCAUACCAGACAUUUUUUAAAAUUUCAAUAUAUAAGCAUUAAAAACCCAGAUUGAACAAAACAUCAAAAUCUUAGGAUGUAUCAGGAAUGGUAUUAAGGUGAAAGAGGUAAGAGCCCUUAAUUGAACAAAUAUGAGGACAAAUCCUGUCUACUUAAAUUGUGAUAUGUUCAUAAAGAUGUUUUUACAUUUAAAAAUUUUUAUUUUCUUUAAAUACUGUAUCAAGACAGUACUUAUCUUGAUUCGUGAGUUUUAAGCACUCCUUCAGUUUUCUCCCAGUGAGUGGUAGGUGAAUGCCUCGUGCCUUGCUAGCAUCACCUCAGACUUGUCCCAGUUUCUGAAGCUUGAAUAAUGCAGGUGAAACCUUCACCGUGAGCCCCUCUUCCUGGCUGCAGUCACCCUGUGUGCACUUCUGUCAUCCUUCUCCCACAACAUACAUAGGAUGCCUACCUGCCUGGGUGGGAAUGCAAACAGCCCAGCAGGGGUUUUCCUGUAGAAUAAAACCAGGGAAUUCCAUUUCCUUUGGGCUGCUGUGUUUGGACUUGGUCUGUUAUUAGAUUGUAUAAACUGAGGACAAAUGAAGAGAAUCAGAAAACUUGUAUCAUGUUGUUUUUAUUUAUAUAGUACCCAAUCUUAGUUCUGCUUGCCUUUCUGAAGAGAAAAUAAAAAAGUUCCAGGGAAAGGGAAGAGAGGUCUAAGGUCAUAUGGGAAAUGGGUAUUGGGUCUUUUAACUUUUUGUUAAAUUAGUUUUAAUUUGGAGGGUGACUAUUAAGGCAUCAAUUUUAAAGAUGAGGGACUCUGAGACAUUAUUAUUUUUUUAAUGAGGGCUUGUGAGAUUUUCAUUCUGUGUUUUUUAGGGUGGAGGAGGGGUUGAGUAGGGGUGGAGUUAAGGAACGUCUGGGAAACAAAACAAAGAUCAACUUGUUCAGAAUAAGCAAGCCCAUGCAGAUACUGUGGUGGGGAGAAGGGAGGGUUGUGUGGGGAGCAUCCACGUGAGUAAACCUUCCUUAUUUACGAGGGUCCUGUGUGUGAUGGGGGUGGGGGUCCUAGACGAGGUAAGUCCUCAUCUCUCAGGCUUACAUUAAGUGCAAUUACUCUUUAUAAUCCAGGGCAUCUGGGGUCCUACUAAAGUUUUAACGGAGAGAGAUCUUCAGGGUUCUUAUUUUCCUCCUUUCCACUCUCUCCACCCUGCAUCCUCUGUACCAUCCCCAACUUAAAGCCAGUACACCAGAGGGCUGACCUCCAAACCCCUUAACUCAGGCUGGCUUAACUGGGCAGUGGUGGCUCACACCUUUAAUCCCAGCACUUGCCAGGCGGAUUUCUGAGUUCGAGGCCAGCCUGGUCUACAGAGUGAGUUCCAGGACAGCCAGGGCUACACAGAGAAACCCUGUCUCGAAAAACCAAAAAAAAAAAAAAAAAAAGGAGAAUUGAAAAAGGGUUUCCUCAUACUGCAGUUUGUAAAUGAUAUAAAUUAUAUCUUUUUAUUUAGUUUUUAAGAUGCAAUUUCUAAGAGUGAGGGAUGGUGUUAAGCUCCAUGCUGUGCCUUAAAAUAGAAGUACCUUCCCUCUCCAUAGCUUUCCAAAAUCCAUAGACCAGUAAAGCAGAAAUGACCAUGGCUUUAUAUUGUACACUUGGGAGGUGAUCCCGAGCCGAGAACAGAGCCCGUUCUCUGAGAUCUUGCUCUUGCUGUUCUUCCUUUCACUCCCAUGUCCAAGGUUCCAGGCACUUUAUUUUUCUUUCAAUAAAGGAGCAUUUGGGUAAUGAUUGUCUAUGAGUUACUCAGACACCUCUGACUGGACUGUGUCCUCUUUUUCAAAGAGGCAGUACCCAGCCACAUAGCCAUAGGCAAGAGGACAGAAUUAGAAGCCAUUAUCUGCUCUGGAAACAUACAUACCCUGGAUUCUAAUAUUUUCUUCUUGCCCUCAACCUGUGUGGACUGCAGGCUCAAUGAGUCACACAGGCACUCGUGUCUGAAUAUCUUGUGGAUACCCAGUCACAAGUUAUUGUGUAUUGCCUCCUGUGCUUAAGCUGUUUAACAAAAUACUAUCAUGCUUCCAUGUACAAUUCCUGUGCCCUCUCCUUCCCUUGGCUGUGUGAGUUGGGGGUAGAGGAAGUGAUAGAAGCUGUCUAAGCAGUGGGGUGGGAAGGACCUUGGCCUCUUUCUGUGUUUAUAACUGGAUCUGUGAUUCAUCCUGUGAGUCACUCAGCUCCACCUUCCUCCUCCAGCUACCCCUCCCAGCAGCCCUUGCUCCUGGCACAAACCUAUAACCAGAGCGAGGGUCUGAAAAUGGAAAAAUCUGACACAGCUCCUUGCCUCUCUAUCCCCUUUCCAUCCAGUGGACAUCUAUCUGCAUUUGUGCUGCAGGUGGUGAGAGUCUUCCUGUUAACCUAAUCCUCAACUGCAGCCCCUUUGUGCUUCUGGUUAGGCGAUGAUCACAUCACUUCUCUCCGUCCUGACCAUUCCCUCUAUAUUCUGCUGUUCCCAUACCUCAAGAUAUUAAAGAACAGAAUGAGGCUUUCGGAGGAAAGUGGUGGGGAGAAGAAAAGUAGGUCAUGGGAUUUUGGCACACCUGUUCCUAAGCUGUUCCUUACUACAUACUUUAUUCCAGAAGCAUUGAGGUGUGUGGUGGGGUGGUGGUGACCAGCAGUCUUUAGGACUUCUACAAUCAGGCGUCUAGACCAGCUUGCUAGCAAGUACAUACCUGUUUGUUCCAGUCUCUGCUCAUGCUAGUUCACUAUUUCCACAGUUGCAGCCAACAAAGAGAACUUUGGAAGCUGAGGCUGGAAGGAUGUGUGCUGUGGGGAAGGGAGUGUUGAAUGUCACGGCCCCCACCUAAGGAUUGCUGCCUCUGUACAGACUCAAAAACAAUAAAACAGCAGCUCAUUAACACCUA
Mus musculus (house mouse) is the source of this 8351-nucleotide messenger RNA. RefSeq names its product OTU domain containing 7B (gene Otud7b). Gene Ontology annotation, biological process: protein K11-linked deubiquitination; negative regulation of protein localization to nucleus; negative regulation of canonical NF-kappaB signal transduction. The record is from RefSeq and is a predicted model, not a curated record. Gene Ontology annotation, cellular component: nucleus; cytoplasm. Bases 668 to 3190 code for a protein of 840 amino acids. Gene Ontology annotation, molecular function: DNA binding; K48-linked deubiquitinase activity; cysteine-type deubiquitinase activity. NCBI's taxonomy places the organism in Eukaryota, Metazoa, Chordata, Mammalia, Rodentia, Muridae. The transcript is spliced from 14 exons.